AUGCCAAAAGCACGUCCCGAUGUCGCUCGCCGCGUUCAGCGCGCACGCCGACGUGAUCCGCUACGCCGGCCGGAGCAUGUGGACGUACCUGUGCCUAGUGCUGAAGAAGUAGUGCCAGUUCUAACGAAGCUUGGUAUGGACGCAUCAGCGCCUGCGAUUGAGACGGGCGACAAGGUAUGGGCAUUGGCGUCUGUCGCCACACUAUUGGCGGAUGAUAAUCGUAAGCAGCUGCGGCUUUUGCUCUCGCACAAAGUCGUUCCGCGCGUGUUGUAUGCACUCCAGUCAGACACGAACCUGGAGGUACGCCGGGAAGCUAGUGGUGCUCUACGGAACUUGUGCCUGUGCGGCGACGACGAGAUCUUAGCUGAAAUUGCGAACAAACGUGGGGUCGAGAUUGUCCUCAGUGUGAUGAAAUGGGCUGCUCUUGGUCUGCAGAGCCAUGAACGCCGUUUGGAACGCGCACGUGCGCCGCUUAUUGAGGAACGUGAGCGUCUCAUGGCGAAGCCGCUGGACCAGAUGAAUCGCAAAGAACGUCGGCACAUGGCCAAGCUCGCACAAGGGCGUCUGCCGGACGCCACGGCUGGAGCAACGGCUGAAUUUGGCGGCGAAUCCCACGAUGCUUUCGACAUGCAUGCCUGGGGCACCGAUGCUCCCACGUCCUUGCAGGCCAUGGAUUCUACUGCGGCUCAGUGUCUUAUUGAGACGUGUGAAAGUCUUGUCACUUGUCUUUCGAGCCUUUGCGAGCUAAGUGAAAAGAUUUCUACUCGCGCCCUUCAUUGGUCCUGGCACACCGAUUUGUCAUGUGCAACAGCUCCUGCGUCUUCUGCAUCACUACCAAGUGCAUUCGUUGGUGAGGGCCUGUCCGCUUGGCUGUGUGAGGCGCUCUCACUUGGCACACGUGCAUGCAAAGCAGAAGACCCCGAGCUCGCGCGACUGCCCGAAUGCUUGCCGGCCCUCAUAUCGUUGGGCAUCGCUUGUGCGCAGGCGCUCUGGGUUUUGACCGAUAGCGCAGAUGGAGGUGGUACGGGUGAGCUGGUGCGCAGUCUCUGUGGACGAUAUGCUUCGACGCUGCCGAAAGGCGCUGCGAUGCCAACGCCGGCCGAUGAGCGCGCGGCGCUCCAGCGCGCGAGGCACCGACUCGAGUGUCUCAUGCAGGCUUCAUCUUUUGUGGCGCCUGAUGCUGCGCCGCGCGCUGCUAUAUUGGGCGCAGCAGCAUGUGGCACUCUAGUGCAUGUGUAUGCGUUCUUGUGCACCGACGCAGACGUGCAAAACGAGGACGAGUCCCAGGAUGUACAAGAGCUUUCCAGUUUUGUGCAGGUGCGAAUCUUUUCUCGUGUGAUGCAGGUUCUUAAGGAUGCACAGCCCGAGAUGUUGCGUGAAGACACACAGUCAGCUCUCGAAGUGUGCCUCGAACUUGUGGCCGACAUGGGCCAAGCCGUAGGGCCUGAUGUGAGCCGCGCAGCAUGGCAGCCGACAUCGCAGCUCAUUCCCUCACCACUGAUGGUCUCCCUCCUACGACUCGCCGCGCCCAGCCCGGAGUCUGCAACAGAGAAUAGCGUGGCCGCUACCGCACGACGCGCUAUUGAGACGCGUGCUUUGGCUGCGUUGAACAACCUUCUUUGGUACUUGGCACUGCAUGCGCCACCGGUGCCGUCUGAACUGCCGGGUGAAGAUGAUCAUGAUGCAUGGGACCGGAUUCAUGCAUGGCGUGCUUGGGCCGGCACACAGUGCUUGGAAUGGGCGUCAUCAGGCACCAUCUCGACAACAACAGCGAUAACAAGUGCCCACGAGGCUCUCGUGUCGGCGUGGAAUGACGUGUUUGCUAUAGCUGCUUUCUGGGCCGGCGUCGAGGAUGUCGCUAAUGCUGCGCAAUCCUCCACUUCCACACCAGCGUCCAUGUCAUUAUCGAGCCCCGAUGCACACCAGCUGGCCUCGAGUGUUGCGAAUGAUGGACUCGCCCAGGUUAGCACAAGUAUUGGGUGUCUGUGGUCUAUUGCACGUAUGCUGGAAGGCCAGCUUCCUCUCGUGCAACCCGACUCGUCCGAGCCGACUCCUGUGGUCACGGCACUGAUGGCGGCGUACUAUUCAGCCCAGGAUGCUUCGGUGCGCGUCAAAGUGCUUGGUACUAUGGCGUGCCUCGCACGCUCGCAACACUAUAAAAUGACCUCUAGUGGUAGCAGCGGCAGUGGCAGACAUGGCGCUGCAGCUCUUGGCAAUGCGGAGGUGCCGUCGUCUUACAUGCACGUGUACACGAGUGUGGCGGAGUUUUGGGCCGAUGUUGCAGGACAUGUGCCCGAUCCUGAGACGUUAGCAGCUCUCUUGCAUGCCAUUGUCGAUACAUACGCGGAUGAACGAGCGCCUUGGGACUCUGUGUAUCGAGCAACGCACCUGCACGAAAAGCUGUGCUCGCUCAUGCCGCGGUUCAUGGCCAUGGCCAAGAGAGUGGAUCGACGUGCUGAUCCUGCCAUGUACAGAGCCGUGCAGGAAAGUGUCGAGACAAUGGGCGCCUUCCUAGCAUAUCGUCAAAAUCUUCCAUAA
This is a messenger RNA of Malassezia globosa CBS 7966, 2538 nucleotides long. RefSeq lists its product as uncharacterized. NCBI's taxonomy places the organism in Eukaryota, Fungi, Basidiomycota, Malasseziomycetes, Malasseziales, Malasseziaceae. The transcript has a single exon. Bases 1 to 2538 code for a protein of 845 amino acids. The record is from RefSeq and is a predicted model, not a curated record. Gene Ontology annotation, biological process: protein import into nucleus; ribosomal large subunit biogenesis.